UUAUAAAAAUAUUUGUAUUCGGAGUAUUAUAUUUAAAUUUAUGGGUAAUUAUAUGUGUCAAAAAAGAUUUAACUGGUUUCUGAAUGUGUUAAAAAGAAAAAAUCAUAAUGUGGCGUCAACAAUGGACUUCUCAAUAAACGAAGGCAUACUACGAUACAAGUAUGUAUAGUUAAGAGAAGAUUCAAUCAUUAUGACGAGAUUGCAGAAUGCACAAUUGUUUCAAAUGUUCAUUUUCUGUUUAUUAUGGAUAUGCUAUGUUUAUCUGUUCUUCCAAAAGAAACAUGAAAAAAACCAUAAACAUAUUAAAAAGUUAUCGAUUCUUAGCGUGGAAAAAUUGGUGUUCGAUACAAAUCAUAGGAAAAUAUUGAAUAAGGAACCAGUAAAUAAUUUCAAAGAGAGAGAAAUAUUCUUGAUAAAUCCUUCAGAGUUAUUGUGUGGAAAUUACAAAUGUGAUUCUUUGCAAGUGUUAUUUGUUGUGAAAUCCUACGUUUUAAACUUUGGCCAGCGCGAAGCUAUACGUAGGACGUGGGGAGGCAUGACAAAACUGCGAUCAAAAACUGUUUUUAUUAUUGGAUAUCUAGACGGCAUCGACUAUUUUGUUGAUUUUGAAUCAGAAAAGUACAAAGAUAUUGUUCAGUUAAACAUUAAUGAUCAGUAUCACAAUGUUGUUUAUAAAACAAUUUAUGCUUUGAUAUGGCUAUCACAAAUAAACAUAACAUCAACAUUCAUUCAUUUUGUUGAUGACGAUCGAUUUCUUAAUCCACUGAAUAUUUAUGAUAUUGCAAGACGAAAUAUAAACUCAGCAGACUUGAUUGUGGUUGGAUAUUUGCUUAAUCAAUCGAAAACAAUUAGAGAUAAAAGUUCGAAAACUUAUGUUUCACCAGACGACUAUCCAUUUGAUUUGUAUCCGCCAUAUAUAAUUGGAGGAACUAUCUUAACAAAUAAAAAAACCGUUGGAAUGUUAGCAGUUGCAGUUGAGUAUAUGAAGGUUAUUCCAAUAGAAGAUGCAUAUAUUGGUAUGGUAGCACACUCAAUUAAUAUUAGCCUUAAACAUCAUGCGGCUUUUUUUGCCUAUAAACAAAAUCUUACGAGUUUUAUUCGGAAUGGAGUAUCCUCUCCUGGUUACGAAAACACGCACAUUUUGAUGAGGGACUGGGAUUUACUUCAAACAAAAACUUAUAGUAUGCAACUGAGGAAAAAAUAUUGGAAAUACAAAAAUUUGUAAGCAGUUAGUUUCAGUUCUUAAUUAGAUUCUAUGUAACUGCGUUUCGUACAUUGACUGGUGAAGAAUAUGCAUUUGUUCCUGUCAUUAUAAUUGAAAUGUUUUGAAGUAUAUUUUUCUAUUAUUAAUUAUGUCGGAUCAUAACUGUACUCUUGUAAUAUUGUUAACUUUCAAGCAGCAAAAUGUAAUUAAUUGCAUGCAUAACUAAUUUGAGAGCCUAUCAAUGACUAUCGCUGUUUUCAACUCAUACUUUUCUGAUUGUUUCUGGUUUAAGGAGAUUCAAUUCCGUUUCAGGGGAGAUAACUAUAAAUUCAUGAAUGAAUUUCCUUGUCCCGUUGUCACAAGUUUUGUUUACGAUCUAUUGUAAUAAGUAAUCAUAUUACAUACAUUUGUAACUAAAAAUCUAAAAAAUAUUCCAUUGUGCAAAAUUGACAAAUCAAAUAAGAAACAAAAUCAACAUUUUUGACACUUCAAAUGAAAGAGAAGAUAUUUUUAGAUUUCUGUGAGAAUAUUUGGCUUUCUUUGCCUUGCAGCUUAAAGACGUCGUUGAAUUUAUCAGAAAAUGGCAAGUCGUUUUCCCGCAAAAUAUGUGGCGACUAACGAGAAAACACAUUUUCAGGUCAUUAUGUUAUAUUUGAAUAUAUAUACCGUUUUGAUCUUGUGCAACGAUACAAUUGAAAGAUUAAAAUAUACGAAAAAAAUGAAAUAUAAUAAAAUCGUAUUGACAAAUA
This is a messenger RNA of Mytilus californianus (California mussel), 1953 nucleotides long. RefSeq names its product beta-1,3-galactosyltransferase brn-like. Gene Ontology annotation, molecular function: hexosyltransferase activity. NCBI's taxonomy places the organism in Eukaryota, Metazoa, Mollusca, Bivalvia, Mytilida, Mytilidae. The record is from RefSeq and is a predicted model, not a curated record. Gene Ontology annotation, cellular component: membrane. The transcript has 3 exons. The coding region runs from base 191 to 1225 and encodes 344 amino acids.